UUGCAAAACAGAAGAACAAAAACUGAGAAAACGAAAAUUGAAGAAGAAGAAGAAGCAGUGGAAGAAGCUCUGAGGCAGUGACUGAAUCUUCAUCACCGUUUAGAGCGAGAAAGAGGAGAGAGAAAGAGAGAGGAGAGAGAUGUCUGACCUAGACAGACAAAUUGAGCAGCUGAAACGAUGCGAACCUCUGAAGGAAUCUGAAGUGAAAGCUCUCUGCCUUAAAGCCAUUGAAAUCCUUGUUGAAGAAAGCAAUGUUCAAAGGGUCGACGCUCCUGUCACUAUAUGUGGGGAUAUUCAUGGACAGUUUUAUGAUAUGAAAGAGCUUUUUAAAGUAGGAGGUGAUUGCCCUAAGACUAACUAUUUGUUCCUUGGGGAUUUUGUUGAUAGAGGAUUUUAUUCGGUUGAAACGUUUCUGCUUUUGCUCGCUCUCAAGGUGAGGUAUCCAGAUCGGAUAACACUCAUUAGGGGAAACCAUGAAAGUCGUCAGAUCACACAGGUAUACGGUUUCUAUGACGAAUGCCUUCGGAAAUAUGGUUCAGUAAAUGUUUGGAGAUAUUGCACCGACAUAUUCGAUUACUUAAGCUUGUCUGCUCUAAUUGAAAACAAGAUUUUCAGUGUUCAUGGUGGCCUCUCUCCUGCCAUUACAACAUUGGAUCAGAUACGAACUAUUGAUAGAAAGCAAGAGGUACCUCAUGAUGGUGCCAUGUGUGACCUCCUAUGGUCAGAUCCUGAAGAUAUUGUGGAUGGAUGGGGUCUGAGUCCCCGUGGUGCUGGUUUCUUGUUUGGCGGUAGUGUUGUCUCUUCUUUUAACCACACCAAUAACAUUGACUAUAUUUGCCGAGCUCAUCAGUUGGUAAUGGAAGGAUAUAAAUGGAUGUUCAAUAACCAGAUAGUUACUGUCUGGUCAGCUCCAAAUUAUUGCUACAGAUGUGGUAAUGUAGCUGCAAUUUUGGAAUUAGACGGUAAUCUUAAUAAGCAGUUUCGUGUGUUUGAAGCUGCCCCACAGGACUCAAGAGGCGCACCUGCCAAGAAACCAGCGCCAGAUUACUUCCUAUAAAGCAGUUUUCUUUGUUUCUAUAUCUAAAUACAUGAAUUGACAAAGGUGAGAUUUGAAUCAAGGAGAUGUCUGUAACGGGAAGAAUCAGCGAAGGGGAAUUGUCAAUUCUGGAGGCAGGAGUAUGUCAUACAUGCUUGUGCAUCUGCUUGCUUCAUGCAUAUCAUUAUUAUUGUAGCAGUGUUGUGAAUUAGUAUGAUUGAUUUGGAAAUAUGUGAUUCUUACCUUUGUUCAUUCAGAAGAUGUGAUGGACAGUGGGUUUAUUUAGAAAGAAAAGGACAUUUGCAUAUAUGAGAACUUGAUUAGGAUUGGAUCAGGGAAUAUUGGGAGUCCAUAUAAUCCUGUGGAGGAAAAAACCCACUAUUCAAGUUUUGUUAUUUGUUUGGGUUAUAGAAGUUUAUUAUUCAAUUUA
This is a messenger RNA of Vicia villosa (hairy vetch), 1466 nucleotides long. Its product is annotated as serine/threonine-protein phosphatase PP-X isozyme 2. Gene Ontology annotation, cellular component: cytoplasm; nucleus. Gene Ontology annotation, molecular function: protein serine/threonine phosphatase activity. Gene Ontology annotation, biological process: peptidyl-serine dephosphorylation; double-strand break repair via homologous recombination. The record is from RefSeq and is a predicted model, not a curated record. The transcript has 8 exons. Lineage: Eukaryota; Viridiplantae; Streptophyta; Magnoliopsida; Fabales; Fabaceae. Bases 140 to 1057 code for a protein of 305 amino acids.